ACAUUUUCAGUCCUUUCCGGACCAAAGUGAGAUCUAUCUCUUAUCUCUCUCUGUCUUUGUUCUCACUACAAGACAAAACAAUCACGAGAACACCUCUUUCCCUUCUCCAAAAUCUAAUCCUUCCAUGGAGUCUCCUCACUUCUCCUCCUCAGAUCUCUCCUAAAUUACACAAAGCCAUGUCUUACCUUCUCCGCCCCGAUCCCGUCUCCCGGAUCCACCCGGAGCCUCAACCUUCAGACGACACCGACCACUUCGACCAUCUCCCCGACUCUCUCCUCCUCCUCAUCUUCGAUAAAGUCGCCGACGUCAAAGAUCUCGGCCGCUGCUGCAUCGUCUCCCGCAGAUUCCACUCCCUCGUCCCUUUCGUCGAGAACGUCCUCGUCCGCGUCGACUGCGUCAUCUCCGACGACGACUCCUCCGCCUCCGGCGACGACGAUCGUCGCUUCUCGCUAAACACCGCGUCGAUCUCCGACGCCUCCGCCGGCGGCUCCUUCUCCGCCUUGUUCCGCCUCGUCUUCGCUCCGAUCUUCAAGCCGUUUCAAGCGCUGGGGCAGUUCCUAGGGCCGAGACGAUCGUCUUCGUCUCUCGAGGAUGAGGUUGAUCAGAGCGGCGUCACGCACCACUCGCCGACGCAGGUUCUGAAAAACUUCGCGGAGAUUCGGUUUCUGAGGAUCGAACUGCCGACGGGGGAGCUGGGGAUCGAAGACGGUAUCUUGCUCAAGUGGAGAGCUGACUUCGGAUCCACGCUUGAUAACUGCAUGAUCCUCGGCGCGUCUUCCGUGACUCGGUCCACUUCAGAUCUCGAGAGUCCUCUCCUUGAUGACGACAAUGGUAACAUACCUGAGUCGUUCUACACUAACGGAGGACUUAAGCUUCGUGUUGUCUGGACGAUCAGCUCUUUAAUCGCCGCCUCCGCUCGCCAUUACCUUCUCCAACCGAUCAUAACCGAGCACAAGACGUUGGAUCGUCUUGUUCUGUCUGAUGCCGACGGGCAAGGUGUCCUGUCUAUGAACAGAGAACAGCUUGAGGAGCUUAGGGUUACUCCUUUGUCGGCUUCUUCAGCUUCGAAGAGGACGCUUGUUCCGGCGUUGAACAUGAGGCUGUGGUAUGCGCCGCAGUUGGAUUUACCUGAUGGUACGGUUCUGAAAGGUGCGACAUUGGUGGCUAUUAGGCCGAGCGAGUCGAAGAAGGAAGUGUGUGAUGCUUCUUGGUUGGCUGAUGCAUUUGAGGAACCGUUUGGGACCGCCGCGAGGAUGUUGAUCAAGAGGAGGACUUAUUGUCUGGAGAUGAACUCGUUUUGAUUUGGGCACCACGACGGUUUCAGAUAGAGAGAGCAAGCAAAUCCACAUGUAUUGGAGUGUGAAGGAAAGAAAAGAGAAGAAACAGAAAGAUCACAAAUGUACUAAAUUGCAACAACUCUCUGGCUUCUGAUGCAAAGGAGUUUCCAAUCGAAUGAAUCUACAAGGGUUGCAGGAGGAUUAAGGAGUUUCUUGUGAAACUGAAGUACGCAAAUUGUACAUAUACCGCUUGUAAAAGAAGAAUGUGAAUGAGCAAGAACAUGUGUUUUGUGGUCUGUGUUUAAAGGCUUUAAAAUGACAUGUUAGGAUGGGAAGGAAUUAUGUUACAUAAGAGUUUGUAAUAAAUUAUUUUCAGCUUUA
Molecule: messenger RNA, 1658 nt
Organism: Brassica napus (rape)
Lineage: Eukaryota; Viridiplantae; Streptophyta; Magnoliopsida; Brassicales; Brassicaceae
Product: F-box protein At1g30200
Exons: 2
Coding region: 177-1301 (374 amino acids)
Molecular function (GO): protein binding
Source: RefSeq, a predicted model, not a curated record